Aethalodelphis obliquidens (Pacific white-sided dolphin) is the source of this 2177-nucleotide messenger RNA. RefSeq names its product heat shock protein family B (small) member 2 (gene HSPB2). NCBI's taxonomy places the organism in Eukaryota, Metazoa, Chordata, Mammalia, Artiodactyla, Delphinidae. The record is from RefSeq and is a predicted model, not a curated record. Gene Ontology annotation, cellular component: nucleus; cytoplasm. Gene Ontology annotation, molecular function: structural constituent of eye lens. The coding region runs from base 593 to 1138 and encodes 181 amino acids. Gene Ontology annotation, biological process: protein refolding; response to heat; negative regulation of apoptotic process. The transcript has 2 exons.
GAGAGUAGUGAUCACCAACAUGUCAAUGGCAGGUUUCCACGUGGUGCCCUGGGUCGCCCUGGGUUCAGAGAGGACCCUGACCUUAACCUAGGCAAAGAAGGCCCCUCACCCCACCCCAGAGAAAGGGGAGAAAGUUGUUUGCGUCGUUCACUUUACAGGCCUGGCAGAACAGUAAAUCCAGGGGAGCUUGAUGAAGCAGAGCGCCGGCUGCCUACCACUGAGGAGGGGAAGAGGGGCGUGGAAAACGUGCAAACUCUUUGGGAGGGUCUCAGCGUGGUCUCUCCGGGGCCUCCGGCACCAGCCUCCCCUCCCCAGCUCGCUCCGCAGCCAGGACCCCCAGCUGUCCUCCCCGGGGGGGCCCCCCGUGACAGCUGAAGGGUGUGCAGCGGAGGGGACGGGGGUCCAGGCGGCGCGGGUUACACACUCGACGCGGGCGCUGCCCGCCCCUCCCCCACCGGGCUCGGCACUAUUUUGGGUGGUGUAGACCCCGCCCCCACCUCCAAGUGCGCUGGGGCUCUGCGGCAGCUGGAGGGGUGCUGCUGCGCCUGCUGGGGCCGCACCUCGAGCCGGGGCCGCCGGCGGGUCUGCAGCCAUGUCGGGCCGCUCGGUGCCACAUGCCCACCCGGCCACCGCCGAGUACGAGUUUGCCAACCCGAGCCGCCUGGGCGAGCAGCGCUUCGGGGAAGGCCUCCUGCCAGAAGAGAUCCUGACCCCCACCCUCUACCAUGGCUACUAUGUCCGGCCCCGGGCUGUCCAAGCUGGGGAGGGCAGCAGGGCAGGGGCCUCUGAGCUUCGGCUCAGUGAGGGCAAGUUCCAGGCAUUUCUGGAUGUGAGCCACUUUACCCCCGAUGAGGUAACCGUGAGGACUGUGGACAACCUACUGGAGGUGUCUGCCCGGCACCCCCAGCGCCUGGACCGCCAUGGCUUCGUGUCCAGAGAGUUCUGCCGAACCUACGUCCUGCCUGCUGAUGUUGACCCCUGGCGGGUCCGCGCUGCUCUCUCCCAUGAUGGCAUCCUCAACCUGGAGGCGCCUCGGGGUGGCCGACAUUUGGACACAGAGGUCAAUGAGGUCUACAUCUCCUUGCUCCCUGCACCUCCUGAUCCAGAGGAAGAGGAGGAAGCCAGUGUUGAGCCCUGAGUGCCACAGAGCCAGCACCCUUUCUAGCUCCCGCGGUGAUAGGACUAGCUGCUCACCACCCCAGAGGUAGCAGCAUCCUUGGGGGAAGGGAAAAGUGCAUGGUCACAAUGUAUGGUUUGGUCCCUUGGGACGUGUCAUAGUGUUUUCAUUUAGUUUUGGGUGGAGUUGAAUAAACCCAAAUCUCAGGGCCUUAUUUGUGCUGCUCCCUAUUCUGUGGCCUGGAGGAUGGGAUGGGCAGGGAGGGAGACAAAAAGGACAGCUAGACAAAAAGGUCCUCAGUUAGAUGCACCCAAUGUCAUAGCACCCUGAGCUCACACUUGGAUGCUGAGAUCACACCUGGAAGCUGACACUGGCUCCAGAUCAAAUUCCUGGCCAUGAUUUUCUCACAAUGCAACAAAAGAGAGAGUGAUCCUGGGAGGGAAAAGGGAUAUGCCAUCCAAACAGCCCAGAGGGCACUGUCUGAGCUGGUGAUUAGAGACACAAAAACAAGGGUCUCCAGACUGUCUGACCUGUUUUGGGUAGGGGUUGGGAAAUCAGCUUUUGGCUGCAGAGUUGCCUAAAGCCCUGGUUUCCCAUACUAAGGUCUGUCCACUGUAAAUGGUCUCUGAUUCUGAGGGAUCGAGUAUGCAGACACAGGGGCACAGACACAGAAGCCUCUGCCAUUGUCACUAAAUCACAAAGCCUCCCAACCCUCUGCCUAUGAGAGAAAGCAUUUGUUUCUAACCUUGAAACAUCCCAAAGAGAGGAAUUGCUGCAUCACUCCACCCAAUCCAAGUCUAAAUGCAGGGGAGCUAGAGUUAUUGGUAUGGUGGUGAUGGCCAGGGAAACUUCCUUUGGAAGUAGAGUCUUAAUACUAGGGGUAUGAUGUAUUCAGGAGAGCCUUGGGGGGGGGGGGUUGACCUCUUAAUUGCUCUCUGUAAUCAAGAGAACAUGCAUGUGUAUGCUUUGAGGAGUGUCCAGAAGACCUCCCUGCCCCCAAAUAUAUCUUUUACUAGGUUGUGAUGGAUAUCUGAAAUUCUUCCAUUAAAGUGGUUGAUUC